Mollisia scopiformis is the source of this 1401-nucleotide messenger RNA. RefSeq lists its product as uncharacterized. Bases 1 to 1401 code for a protein of 466 amino acids. The transcript has 2 exons. NCBI's taxonomy places the organism in Eukaryota, Fungi, Ascomycota, Leotiomycetes, Helotiales, Mollisiaceae. The record is from RefSeq and is a predicted model, not a curated record.
AUGGGCGACGUUCGAGAACCAGAGACCCCUAGGGUCAAAACGGCUUUGAUGCAAACAAUUCGAGUUGUAAACAUCAAGAAGCCAACGCCGCCACCCAAGAGGCCCUAUGUCGACGAGAAGGAGCCGCCCUCUACUGCAAGCAGUAGCAAGUCAAGCUUUACCUUCCGUGUACCACGAGCACCUCGAUCUGCCCCUCCGAUUCCUCGAAUCAGACAAAGCAUCAUCACUUUCAGUUUCGGCAGUAAAGCUCCCUCGCUCAAUUCAUCCCUUCCUCCUGCAGAACAGUUAAUAUUCGGGCUGCGAAGGAAGCAGUUCUAUGCAUAUCUCGGCGCAUCGAUCGUUCUUUUCCUCGUCAGUGUUAUAAUCGGCCUUGCUGUCCUUUCAGGAGCGUCUAAACCUUUCGUCCCACCCUUCGCUGGUAUCGCUGCCUCGACACUCUUCCUCCCGAACACGACUCAACAGACUGCCGCCCUCUUCUUCCAAGACCCAAGCACCAAUGGACUUAACCUCCGCAUCAGUCCCGAUGUCGACAGUCUCCCUUUCUCACCACCUCAACGCCUCAAUCUCAUGAAAGAUGAGUUCCCGACUCAAAACCUCUCAUUGGCUGCGACCUCAUUCGCAAGCAUGAAUGGAUUCGGUUCCGUAUUCCACCAACUCUUCUACGUCAUGGAUGCAUCGAUCAUGGUGAUGAAUCUCUCAUGCUCUUCCAUCUCACCCGCAAGAUGCGAAAUCAUCAGCAACAACAUGAUCUCCAAUAGUCUCCUCCCGACCAUGGCUCCAGACUCGGGCAUUGCUGCUGUGUAUCUGGAAGCGGAGAUGGGAUGGAAAGUAUUCUAUCACAACGAUGCGUAUGCCAUCUCCUGCGCAUCUUACGAGAACGGGACAUGGAACACGACAGGCAUAGUGAUGGGUAGUAAAGCCGUGCGAGGAAGCAGUAUCGCCGCUGCGGUGUUCAGAUCGAACAUCGAGGUUCUGUAUGUGGAUCAGACGAUGAACAUGUUGUUUGCUGUCGAAAGUAUGAAUGGGACCUGGAUGCCUCCAACGCAAGUAACCCCCAUCCAACCAUCAACCUUCUCCCCAACAUCAUCCCUCGCCAUCUCAUAUGCCUCAAAAGCCGAUGUCCUGCUCGCCUACUACCUCGGGACAGACUCCAACAUCUACCAAUUCGUCGGCCGCGAAGCCUCUACCCUCGCCUUCCCAGUAGCCAUCUCAUCCGAUUUCACAGGUCGAACUACACCCGGGUGGACCAACACGCCAACAAACGUCACCGGAGGCGGAGGCGGAGUCGCGAGUAUCGGGUUCGAAGACCAGCUUAUGAUUUUCUCGGCAGAGGGGAGAGAGGUCGAUAUGAGUAGUCUGAAUACUACGAGUGGGGUGUUCUUGCCGAGUGUUGCGAUUUGA